AUGUUUAGAGGUCAUGUUUUUCUUGCGGCAUCGAAUGUGCCCAAAGAUGUUCAAGCACUUGUGUUAGCUUGUGGUGGUCGAGUGGUAUCAAGGCUUGAGGCUACUGUAACGUUUGGUCUCGUUGCGGCCGCUUCUUUAAAUGAAAUAGGAGGAACUCUUUCUGAUGAAGAGAAACUGCGUGGAUUGCGUAUUCCAAUUGUGCGUAGCAGUUGGAUUCGUGCGAGUGUUGCGGCGGGUCAUAUGGUGCCGGUGAAAUAUCCACAUGCGGUGUAUGAUCCCGAACUCUUUGCAUCUUUUCACUUUACGACGGUGUGGCUGCCAACAUCACUGGAGAAGAAUGUGAUUGCGGUGAUGCAGUUCUUUGGUGGAACAUAUUCACCACAGUUAACAGCCACAACCAACAUUCUUGUUUAUGGAGAUACAUCUUCUCACUGUGGUGAAGGUAUCGCAAGAGAAACGGCCGCUGCGGUUUCUACGGAAAGUGAAAUGCGUGAAAUAUGGAGACGGGCGAUGGAGUCUGCCAUUCCAUGUGUAUCGGUGGAGUGGCUGCAUAACUGUAUUAUCUCACAGCAGUUACAUCCACUACCGCAGCAGCCGUUAAAAGAUGUGAGUAUGGAUUUAAACUCUACUAUUACUAGUGCUGCUGCUGUUGCUGUUGUAAGUGGAGACUGUGAAAACAGUGGAGGGUCUUUGCAGGAUGCAGCCACUAAUUCACGAAUGGAUCUCUCUAUGGAGGGUAAGAGAUCCCCACAGAGGUGUCGUGAUAACAGAUAUUCGAAAGCUGAUGUGCACAGUUUAUUCACACCACUUAUUUCCCUCAGCGAUCUGUGCGAAGCUGUAUUGGAUACAGAGUAA
Molecule: messenger RNA, 855 nt
Organism: Trypanosoma theileri
Lineage: Eukaryota; Euglenozoa; Kinetoplastea; Trypanosomatida; Trypanosomatidae
Exons: 1
Coding region: 1-855 (284 amino acids)
Source: RefSeq, a predicted model, not a curated record